AAAGAAGGAGAAAGAGUGCCCCCCUCCCUUCCUGAUAAAUCCUCACUCUGUGACUGGGUCUACAUUUUGAUGGCUUUGUUGAUUUACUCUUUUCAUUUUGACAGAUUAAGAGUUCAGUUCGGCCAACUGCUUACAUGUACUUAUCAGUUCCUGUGAUAGAGUUAAAUUACAUGUAUAUUAAGUGACAAACUCUGUUGUUGACAAAACUCAUCAAGAUGUCAGCUGAACAUAAUAGUUCUGUGCCUUACACAAGAUUAGAGGUCGAUGAUGACGUUGAUGAAGAUGAAGCUAACUGCAAUGAAACUAGUUCCCUCGUACAGCAUAGCACGGGAGGUGGAGACUCGGGCAAAAUAAAAAAUGGAUAUACAAAAGAUGGAGAGGCGACCUACAGUGACGCUGUUGAAGCAGCAGGAUUUGGAAAGUUCCAUGCCCUGUUGCUGAUAGUCUGUGGCUGGGCUAACAUGAGCGAUGCAGUGGAGAUUCUCAGUGUAUCCUUCCUCCUACCCGAUGCUUCGGUGGACAUGAACAUCAACAGUGUAGAGAAAGGAGCUCUCACGUCCAUCAUCUUCGUAGGUAUGUUAGUAGGAGGCUACCUAUGGGGCUCCUUGGCUGAUAUCCGAGGACGACGUCAGAUCCUCAUCUACUCCUUGACCUGUAAUGCUUUCUUUGGUGCUGCUUCAAGUGUCUGUCAAAACUUCUGGCUCUUCCUCGCCAUGAGAUUCCUCAGUGGUGUCGGUGUCGGUGGAUCUAUCCCCGUCAUCUUCUCCUACUUUGGAGAGUUCCAACCCAACAACCAUCGGGGCAAGAUGAUCAGUGGCCUCUCCACCUUCUGGAUGGGAGGCAACAUCCUGACUGCUGCCCUCGCUUGGGCUAUCAUACCCAGGGAUAUCGGCUACCACAACGACGAUGGCUUUAGCUACGAGAGUUGGAGGAUCUUCGUGGCAGUUUGUUGCGUACCCGCCGCGUCUUCGGUCAUCACGUUCAUAAUCAUGCCAGAGAGCCCAAAGUAUUUGCUGGAGCAAGGAAAUGAGGAGAAAGCCCUUGCCAUUAUGAGGAAGAUCUAUUCUUGGAAUCAUAAAGGAGCUAAACCCAGCGAUUAUCCAGUAACUCACCUCAUACCAUCAAGUACAAACAAAAGACAGCUCUAUGCAGCAGAUGGUACCAAGUUAUCCUUGUGGAAACAGUUUCUUGCUCUCUAUCAUGCGACAAAACAACUCUUUAAGAGCCCAUUGACUGGAAUCACCAUAGCUAUGCUUGUCAUUAUAUUCACUCUUUCAUUUGGGUAUUACGGUUUGUUCAUGUGGUUUCCCGAGCUAUUCAAGAGAGUAGAGUAUGGUGGUUCCGCAUGCAGUACGUUCAACGAAUCAAUCAACAUGACUGAACCGAGUGAUCGUAUCUACGUGGAUGGGUUCUACACAGCCCUAUCCAACUUACCUGGAAAUCUCUUGACAAUAGUUCUCAUGGAUAGGCUGAGCAGAAAACUCCUUAUAACUUCUAGUAUGAUCAUCUCCGGCGUCAGCGUGUUCUUCAUUUGGUUCCUAGAAACGAGAACCCAUGUACUCAUCAUGUCGUGUUUGUUUGGCGCCAUCUCUGUCAUAACUUGGAACACUCUCAACGUUGUUGGAGUGGAGCUCUACCCUACUAGCUGCAGGAGUACGGCAUUGGGAGUUCAAUCAGUACUGAACCGACUGGGUGCUAUAAUAGGAAACCUCAUGUUUGGUAUUCUUAUAGAUCUGAACUGUGCCAUUCCCAUGAUAUUGAUAGCUGUCCUACUAGCUAUUGGUGGUCUAACAGCGCUGACUCUACCCAACACUAGCAAAAAGGAACUCAAGUAAAGUUGAGUGGAGUUGUCUUAUAGUUUGUACUACCACACAAAGCCAUUGUAUGAAGCUUUUGAAAUAGUGGGGCCUUAUUAAUGGAACUUGUAUCAAUGGAAUAGGGUAUGCUGCUGUGAUAAGCUUCUGAAAUUGUGAAAUUAAAAAGCUGAAUGUGGGUAAGGUAUAGAAUUCUAACAUAUUUGAAAUUUUACUGAAUCUAACCUGUCUUUGAACAUUAACGUCUUCCAGUAUAUUCUUACAUUAUUAUUACUUACGACUUCAGGGUCCUAAGAGGUUAAGAGAUACAAUCAAUUGUAACGCCUAAAGAACAAGGUUUGCCAUAGAUAUAUAUAUAUAUAUAGACUAUAGCUAUCAAUCAUAAGAUUGUAUGUUUUUUAAUAUGUCACAGGGCUUCUAUCAAAUGCCCUGUGUAUGUCCCUUUUACACUGUAGUCCUAGUCCCAAGUUGAAUUGGUGACACAGGGUUUAAAUCCCACUGCUGCCACCAAAAUAAAGUCUUGAAACUGUUAAUUUAUUGAAACUUUGAGUUGCUCUCACAAUUGAUAGAGAACAGGAUGAUGGCAUGUGCACAAUUCUUUCACAAGGUGGCAGCAUUUCACGGGUCAAUGGAGUCCCAUAUACUGAGAGAGACUGACUCAGAGCCACCAAGUAUACUGAUUUCCUGUAUUUUGUACUGAAAAUGAGAAUACUGAUGGUUUCUUGAAAACAACUGAUUUCUAAAGUCUCAGUUUUAUGUGUUGUCCUAUGGUAUUUGUUUGAAAAUACUGAAUUCCUCACCAAAACAUUGAUUUUCAGCUUUGUUCUUGUUCAAGUUUGCAGAUCUGCUGACCAAACUGGUUUUAGUUACAGGUUACAACUUGGCCAUUGUUUUGACAGGCAAAGACAGGAGAAAAUAUUAUCAACGUAGACGUUAUGACCAAAUUUAAUCAAGCUGGUUAUUGGUAGAGUAUGCCCAAAUAGUUGGCAAGUUAAAAGUGAAAUAUUUUGUAAUGCACUGAUCUUAGAAAUCAGGAAAUUUGUUUUUCCAUAUGUGUGGUAGAUUCCGGAUGUAUUGUAUUUUGAAGCAAAAUAAGUUAUUUUGUCUCAAUCAAUUCUAUUUGAUAAACUCGUUUUCUGCUUGUGCCAUGAUUAUGAAAUGGGGUAUCUCCAGAUGAAGUUUUGACCUUCAUUCUGAUAAUGAUAUUGUAGAACGUCAUAAAUUAAUGAUUUAUUUGUUUUAAUUUGUUUGAAUUGAUUGUGCUAUACCUGAGCACUGAGCAGUUGUCGUAAAAUUACAAAACAUAGUUAUCUUUGAAACAGAGUGCCCUUUAGGUUGAUAGAAAUGUGCACUGAAAAAAAAUAUAGCUUUUUUAUAAGAUUUGGAAAGUUCAUGCAAAUACUGAACAUUUGUCAUUUGUAUGAUAAGAAGUAAAAUUGUUUAAUUUUUAAACAACAACCAAAAAGUUGUUGCUGACAAAUUGAAGAAUUUUAUUCUGAAAUAUUUAGUACUAACGAAUGAUUGAUAGUUUAUUGAUGUCAUAAUGUGUGACUUGACCAUGAAGCUUUCAAUGUUCUGAGAUGUUGAGAAGUACUCGGACAAUGAUGGUGAUGAGGCGGUGACACCACGUUUGCUCCGGUCUCAGGGGGUUAGAGUUAUACCCCUUUCAUAAACCCAAUUAAGGGUAUAAGGGGUGAGUGUAUGGUCCAGAAUAAUGUAAAAAUAAGGAUAACUGUUCAUUUAGUUACGGACGUUAAGUUUAAUCUUUGGCUUAACGUGCCGAUUUUCCAUUGGAGCAAUUGCCUAUGGAGCGAAUGUCAUGGAACUAAUUAGUCAAGUGAUUGGGAGACUAGCUCAGGAACUUUUUCCAUUUUGAAGUAAAUUAGAAGUACGUUGUACGUACUUAUGUUUUCUACAUGUAUUUUAUAUCAAUUAUCAAACACAUAUAUACUCUACAAUUACCUAAGGCUUUUUUAUGCUAUAGUUCAUAAAGUAAAACAAUAUUCUUUUACUCUGAAAUGAUCUGAAUAGAUUAAUAGAAGAUCAUUUCUGAUUAUUAGUACUUUGAUAAAAAGUAGGCCAUUAUUCUCUAGGGUAGCCAAAGUUAUAAUUGGUCAUUAUGUGAAGUGUUGGCUCAGUUAUAUGAGCCCUAAACAAAGUCUGUGUACUUACAUAUAUUAAUACACCAACUAUGGUGUGUCUUGAGGGAAAAUAAAGCCAUUCCACUUUCAUUUCUUUAAUUCAAUUUUGAUACCUGAUGUUGAGAUAUACAUAAAAAGUUUGCAUUUAAAAACAUGUGUUAUAAUAAGCACUUAACAUUUGAUAUUUUUAUUAUUAGUAGUAGUAUUUUUGUUAUUCUUUCUCAAGCUAGAUUUGAGGAAAGGUAAUUUUAUAAUGAUUUUGUUAUUUUAAGGAAAAACAUCACAAGAAGAAAUUAAUGUCCUGAUUUUGUUAUUUAGUAUUUGAGUUUGUUAUAAUGAAGAAUUAAGAAUAAUCUUCUUCCAGUAUAAUAUGCAUGUAAUUAAUUAUGAGGAAAGAGACUUUGACUUAUAUAUUUUACUUAUAAAUCUAGUUUGCAUGAUAUGUACCAAGGCAUUUUUUUCAUACUGAAGUUGGGAUAACAUACUGUGUGUGUGUUACCUUUUGUUUUAAAGGGAAGUGCUUUCAAUUUUUAUAAAUAAUAUUCUUAGUAUCAUUCAUGACAAUUUGUCCUCAUGAUUUUGUACUUCCUAAUUUUCUGAAAGUUGAACCAAAACAUUGAUAAUUUUUGUAAUGUGUGUUUCCUUUUCCAUAGGUUUUUUUUUUUGAACAGAACAUUCCUAUGACCUAAAUAAUUUCAAUUCAAUUUCAAUCCAAUUUAUUGAUAAUUCAUAAAAUGCAAAGCAGAUAUAUUCAAUAGAAUGUGUAUGGGUAUCACAAAUAUCAACAAAAGCCUAUGGCUUGCUAAACAGUGAUCCCCUUACAUACAAAAUAUACAUUAUGACAUGGUAAAUCAAGAACUUCAAGAACAAUCAAAUCUACAGAUCAAUUACAACCAGAUUACAAAACAACAGACACACACACAUCCCCC
Molecule: messenger RNA, 4884 nt
Organism: Lytechinus variegatus (green sea urchin)
Lineage: Eukaryota; Metazoa; Echinodermata; Echinoidea; Temnopleuroida; Toxopneustidae
Product: synaptic vesicle glycoprotein 2B-like
Biological process (GO): transmembrane transport
Cellular component (GO): membrane
Molecular function (GO): transmembrane transporter activity
Source: RefSeq, a predicted model, not a curated record